AUGAUAAUAAAGAAUGCCAAAAAGGGACUUAAUUAUGAACGAUGUAACAAUGGUUUGAAUGAAGUAGCCAAUAAUAUGGAGGAGUGUUCGUUACCAUAUACAAGUGAAAGUGGCGACAGCAAAGGUAUUUUUGCAGUUUGUGGUUUAACAUCACAUUCCGCAACCACUCUUUGCACCUUUGCGCAAAUUAUUCUAACAUUAUCAUCCAGUUUAUUCAUAUACACAUAUCUUCCACAUACGAUAAUCAAUUCUAUUCUUAUUUACUUAUCAAUAUUUUGCUGCUGUAUUGCUACCGUAUUUCUACUACUUCGUAUUUGGGAACGAUUAUUUGGUUCAAUGUGCGAUUCAUUCUUUCAUGGAUAUUUGUUAAGUAUAGUUUAUGCUGUACAUAAAAUUAAUCUUGAAUAUUUCUUGGAUUUGGAACGAAAUUUAUGUCUCCUUAUGGCAUUAAUCAGUUUUUUCGAAGUGAUGUAUUUCCCGUUAUCACUGGUACAAACAUUCACCAGUUGGAGUUCAUCAUCUAUCUGCUAUCACAUUGUUGUUGCAAUUUUUCCUACGUAG
Messenger RNA from Loa loa (African eye worm), 561 nucleotides. RefSeq lists its product as hypothetical. The record is from RefSeq and is a predicted model, not a curated record. The transcript has 6 exons. NCBI's taxonomy places the organism in Eukaryota, Metazoa, Nematoda, Chromadorea, Rhabditida, Onchocercidae. The coding region runs from base 1 to 561 and encodes 186 amino acids.